AUGGCUGCUGCCUUGAGAAGGAAUUUCUGUCGAGAGUGGAUGGAGUUCUUCAAGAAGACGCUAACUGUGAUGACUAUUCUUGACAAAGGAUUUUGGAGAAACUCAUUAUAUUUUUUGGAAAGAAGAGGAGAUGUCACCGUCGGUGAUGUUCAAAAGUAUUUGAACUCAAGGAAGAUGAUAAAGAAGGAAAUCCACAAGACCUUGAAGGGAAUGGAAAGAUCAAGUUCUCAAAAAAGUGAUGAAAGUUCAGAAAUUGUUAGUAUGUUAAAAGAGGCAGAAACUGUCACAUAUAACAACAUUGAAUCCUUGUUGUCAUUUAUAGCAGGAUCAAAGUUGCCAUCAAAGAUCAGCAAAUGGUCUUUCGUUUCUAAGUUCAUGCAACCAAAGAAAGUGGUGAGCAAAGAAGAUGACACAAGUGGAAAUGAAGUAGAGAUGGUGGAUGCUGCAUUAUAUUCAAUCACCAGUCACAAAUCUGAUUGCAUUGUGCAAAUUGAAGAUGUGCAAAUCUUGCUGAGGAAAUUAGAGUCAAGUAUUCAAGACCUCGAAGAAGACCUUGAGAGUUUAUAUCGGCACCUUAUCAAAAAUAGGGUUGCCUUCCUUAACAUUCUAAAUCACUAAUAGCCAAUUCCACCAAAAUUUCCAUUUUUGUAGAUGUAAAACAUCACAAUACAUGUACAAUACAUAACAUUUUUUAAAUCAAGAUUAUGUAUACAAUAUCAUCUUCUUCUCUAGCUAA
Molecule: messenger RNA, 736 nt
Organism: Cucumis sativus (cucumber)
Lineage: Eukaryota; Viridiplantae; Streptophyta; Magnoliopsida; Cucurbitales; Cucurbitaceae
Exons: 4
Coding region: 1-618 (205 amino acids)
Biological process (GO): shoot system development; root development
Source: RefSeq, a predicted model, not a curated record